AUUGAAGUGGUCAGGUCAGAGCAAACGCAAGACAUCCCAAUUCAGUAUUACCUCGAAUCUAAUGGGCGUUCACAUCCUUCAACUUUCCCCAUUUUCGUAUUCUAGACCCUUCAUUCGCAAUUCCACCGCUGUUUCGAGAUUCCUGUCCAGUAACUUUAUCCCAAUUUCUGCACUACCCAAGAGGACCCAAUUCGAUAUCUCUUCGUCUAGGUCUAUUCGUCUCACCAUUUCCGGGUUCGGCGGUUUGAUUCAUCAGAGAGGCCUCAGAGCUUCACGGCUCGUAGCCAUGGCUUCCCCCAGCUCGGUUCAGAAGUCCGAAGAGGAGUGGCGCGCUAUUCUCUCUCCUGAACAGUUCCGGAUUUUGAGGAUGAAGGGGACUGAGUACCCAGGAACCGGGGAAUAUGACAAAUUUUUUGAAGCGGGAGUGUACGAGUGUGCAGGAUGUGGAACUCCCCUUUACCGGUCCACAACAAAGUUUAACUCUGGGUGUGGCUGGCCAGCUUUCUUCGAGGGUCUCCCCGGAGCCAUAAACCAAACCCCUGAUCCAGACGGGAGAAGAAUAGAAAUUACAUGCGCUGCCUGUGGAGGACACCUUGGCCAUGUUUUCAAGGGCGAAGGAUUCCCUACCCCAACAAACGAGCGCCAUUGCGUGAAUAGUAUCUCUCUCAAGUUUGUCCCUGCGAAUUCUGAUGCCUCCCAGUAAUAUAUUAUGAGUGCUUCAGUGUUUCUGACUAAACAUUCUUUGUAAACUGGAAAUCUUGUGUUUAUGAAAUUGUUAGUAUGUAUUAAUCUGCAAAUCCUAACAUAAAUCUGCAAACUUUUUCAUGGAUUGGA
Ipomoea triloba (trilobed morning glory) is the source of this 834-nucleotide messenger RNA. RefSeq names its product peptide methionine sulfoxide reductase B5-like. Gene Ontology annotation, molecular function: peptide-methionine (R)-S-oxide reductase activity. The record is from RefSeq and is a predicted model, not a curated record. The transcript is spliced from 3 exons. Gene Ontology annotation, biological process: response to oxidative stress; protein repair. NCBI's taxonomy places the organism in Eukaryota, Viridiplantae, Streptophyta, Magnoliopsida, Solanales, Convolvulaceae. Bases 62 to 703 code for a protein of 213 amino acids.